Molecule: messenger RNA, 8787 nt
Organism: Besnoitia besnoiti
Lineage: Eukaryota; Apicomplexa; Conoidasida; Eucoccidiorida; Sarcocystidae
Exons: 9
Coding region: 1-8787 (2928 amino acids)
Source: RefSeq, a predicted model, not a curated record
AUGGCGGGCGCUCCUCCCCUCGUUGGCGGCCCCUCGGGGCUGCCCCUCGGCUACAUGCGGCCCGCUGCCCCCCCAACUUCUCUUCUGUCUCCAGCGAUUUCUCCUUUCUCAGAUAUCGCUCAGGGCUCUUCUGUAGGGGGGGCUGCAGGGUUCGACCCGUUGUAUCCUGAGAACGCUAUGCCCGACGCUGCAGCUGCUCCACGGCCGCUUGCGGCAUCCGCCAUGAUGGCGGCGGCGGUGAGACAGCAGCAGGAACACGAGGAGCUCCUGGCAGAGGCUGUAGCUGAAGCUGCGAAGUCGCCGCAGCAGUACCUCGUCCAGCAGAUCAAGGAGACGUUGCAUGCGCCACAUCCUCGCCUCGAGGUGUUGUGCGGCUGCGCCGCCGACCUGGGCCACAUUCUCUUUGCCGCCUCGCCUCCCCACUAUCGCGAGGGCGGGUUGCCCGUUAUAUCUCGUUCGCCGCUAGUACAGAGCCAACACGCGCUUCUCCUUCAGAAACUGCAGCAGCAGCAGGCGCAGGAGGCCGCGAACGCGUACGCCAUGAACCUCGAGGGAGGCCACCGGGGUUCCCCUGAAGCUCAGGGCCCGCAGAAGACGCCGUCCUGCGCAGCAACCGACGCAGUGGCAGCUCAGGUGGCAGCGGCAGAGGCUGAGGCGGAGGAGGCUGGAACAGUUCUUUCUGCAACCGGCCUCAUCGGGGGGUCCCUUGUGGGCCAAUGCCUCGCAUUGCUGGUGGAGAUGUUCGCUUGCACGACGCACCCGGUAGUGCGCUCGUCUGCAUUCCUCCAGCUCUGGCGGAACCGGCACUUUUUCCCGUACCUCCUUCUUCCCUCGCAGGCCGUCGCAGCGGAGUCGGUGCGCCGCCAGUUCCUCAGUCUGCUGCAGCAACAGCAGCUCGAGAUGCGAACUCGGGACAUGGCUCUCGAGCUCAUCGCUGACGGUGUUGCCCCUGUCAUUGGACAGGACGCUCCCCUCACAGAGGCGAUUCUCAACACGCUGGCGUCGCUGUGGGGAGCGCCGGCUUCAUCUCCAGAGUCCUGCGACGGCCAGGCGUCGUGUGGCGGCGCCCGACUUCCAGGCCGCAGCGACGGCGUCUGCAGGCCAAGAGGCGGAGGGACGAACUCCCCGUCAGACGCGUCGUCGCUGCUGUGCAAGGAGGGGCGCCUCUUCGACCACCGCAGAGAUCUCGACCCCCUCGUCGUUGCCGCGAGUGCGCCAGCCACUGCGGCGCUCGCGACGAAGGCCCUCGCGGCGCUUCUGCCGUUUCUCUGCGGCGACGCAGCGAUUAGGAUUCUCGAAAGGGCGUGCGCCUACGUGUGGAGCCUUCAGGAUGGAGAACGAGUCGCAGCGUCACGCGCCGCGCAGCUGCAUGCGCACGGGAACCAGCUCGCCACCGCCACGUCGACGGCGAGGGAACAAGGGACUGCUGAGGGUCAAGAAGGAAACGGCGGACACAGUGGAGGCCAGACACGGGGAACCUCGCGCCGCCCCAUCCCUGAGAAUGCGUCAGCCACUUCCACAGCUGUUGCGAGCAGGAUGAGGGCCGACUCUGCCCUGCCGGUGUGCCUGCACAGAGCUUCAAGUUUAGCUGCGUUGUUGGCGACCACGUCUCCGUUGCAGCCGGAUAUUGCUGUCUGGGCGCUGCGGUUUCUGUGGCGCUUGGCGGACAGCCUUCAUCAGGCGGCGUCUGCCGCUGUGGCGUCCUCGUCGGGCUUGCCUGCGCCUAGCGAGCUUGAAACGUGCGAGGAUGCCACCAGGCCUGCGGGGAACCGUUGUGUAGCCGGCAUUCAUGCGUCUUUUGCGGAGGCGCCCAGCCCGAUUUUGCUUGAAGCCGUCAAGGACACUGCACGCGCCUGCCUUGAAGCCUCCAACUUCCUCACGCUGAACCACGGCGACCUCCUUGUGCCUCUGCAGCUGUGCUGUUUGAAACGGGUCUUGGGGCGCUGCUGCUGCUGCGCCGGCACGACGGCGUCAACGUCGCAGGCGCAUGCUUGUCUGUCACACGACGCCUCAGGGCAAACAGUCUCACAGGGGUUCCUGGCAACGACUGCUCUUCGGUGCCUGUUGGACCUUGUGCACGCCCAUCUCGUGCUGCUGCGGCCUCCGCUCACCUUCUGUUCUUCGCUACGUGUAGCAGCCACCUCUCUACACCUACUGACGUCUUUUUCUGAGCCAUCCCCGCCUCAGGAGGCCGCGAGCCGGUCCCUGUCCAAAAACUCCUAUGACCGUUCCCAGGCUUUGUCUUUCAGACUUUCUUCCUCGUCGUCCCGUUCAAGUUUGUUUGCUACCUGCCCUCCGGGGUGGGACAGCCGCCCGCCCUCGAGGAACUCUCAGUCUUCUGACCCACGUUUCCGAAGGAACGAAACCUGGGCGCCUUCUUCGACGCCGUCUUCCCUGCGCGUGGCAGAUCAGGCUACGCUUUCUCACCGGGAGCUCUGGAUCUGGCUUCGCGUGGCUGCCCUUCAGGGUGCCCCCGCCGUCUGCACUUAUCUGGCGGUGCUUAGCGCCCUUCUCGGCUGGUGCCUGCCGGAGCGAGUGCAAUUCAGGAGACUCGCGCGGGCGACGUUCUCCCUCGUAGACACCCACGCGCGGGCAUGUGGGUGCCGUCUCCAGGGGGCGAGCGCGUGUUGCAGAGAUCGACAGACGCGCCGACUACGGACGGUAGCCUCUGAGGCGCGCCCUUCCGCGCCGAUCGGUGAUGUGAAACUCGCAGACGACCUCCGGAAGACGAACUUGGCCUCUGGCCUGGCGUCCACGCAGGAGGCGAGAAAGGACGGGACAGCGAACCCGUUGACGUCGUGCCGCGACACAGAGACGAGAGGUAGUGCCUGGGGCGAUGGCGGAAGCCCCACCGCUGGCGAGACACAGAAAAGGAAAAGGGAGGGGAGCGACGGUGCCACCAAAACGGCGUUAAAAUCGCGAAAACUCCAGUCAGGCGACGGAGCAAGACUUCUAGAUGUCUCCAGGCCACUGGCCACGUCGCCGGACUAUAGAGGCGGACGCGCAGCUAGGCUUCCGGGUCCACCGGCUGAUGAGCAGGAGCCUUCCGGCGGGGACGUGAGGCCUGCGGCAGACCUGCACCUGCUGAAUGCCGCUUGUGCUACUUUCGAAGCUGCGCAGAAAGCGGUCGCCGAGGGGGUAAGCCUCACCGGCGCCCGCGUCCUUGCAGACCUCCAGCAGAUCGCCCUGGCACGCCUGAAUGGAAUCACGCCUUCAUCCGCGUCUCCGCCUUCGGCGGAAGCCGCCGACGCUGGAGCUGUCGAAGGCAGCGCUGCAGGGAUGGGGGAAGGGAGCGCGGCAGACACUCAAGGCACUGAGAAGACCUGCGACACUAGCGCAGAGUCGUUGUCGGUAGCGGAGAAGAAGGCUGACGUGUCUCUGGCGGGUGAGUCGAAGAAACCUUCCAAGGCGACGCCUGCGAAGAAACCGGAGAGCAGCAGUGAGGAGGAGGGAGAAGAGAAAGAAGAAGGCGAACUGAGUGACGACGAGCCUCCCGCUCCGACUCCACCAAGGAGACAAGACUCGCCGCAGGCCAGGAUCUACCCGUCUGCCGCCCCUAAGGUGCCUGCGGUCGCUGCAACAACUUCAGGAACGAGCUCAACGGCGGCAUCCCUUCGUCAUCUGCCCACCGCACAGGGCGGGUCAAGUAUGGCGACGGCAGGGUUACUAGGCUUUGCCCACGGGCGCGUGGGGCUCCAUGGAGACACGGGGGCACCUUCUCUUCCGGCGCCCCCCCCAGAGGGGUGGUGCCUGGAGGUCGCGUUGGUGCCAAGAGAGGCUCCGCUGGAAGCACGCCUGACAAGGCGCGAAGUGCGGCUGCCGUUGAGCCGGAAUCGCUGUCUUCGUCCGCUUCGGAUUUCUCCUUCUCCUCGGACUGCGCUCUGCUGCCCGGACGGCGAACCGCCCGCCGCGGAAGGGCACCGACCGUCGCAAGAGAGUGCAAGCGCCGCGGAUUCAACCGAGACUCCCGCCCGAGCAGACAAAGCCGCAGCGGCUGGAUGCAAGAAUCACCACAGUGCGAUUUCUGGCAGGCCAUUGUGCGCGCGAUCCACCUUCUCUCCCGUGCUGGGUAGGAGUGGCGCGGGGCGCGAGGCGCGCGCUGCCAACCGCCGCUCAGGUGGGACACUUGCUGCAUUCUGCGAAGACAGUGUGGCAGACGGCCACGUGGCAAGUCGAGAGGACUUGAAGAGGACCUUGGAGCUCCUUCUGCAACUGGGCAGAAAGAGUUCGCAGUCCCCCCGGAGAGUCCGAGUCCUCGCCCUCCUCGUGGCCCUCCAAGCUGCCUCUUGGCUGAUCGCUCCCCUUCCUCGAAGGGCGCUGGAGGUCAUGGCCUCGAAGCAGCAGAGUCUUGAGGAGACUCGGUCGGCCCCUAAGGCGAAAGACAAGACAUCGAAGGGAAGCGCCUCUGUCUCUAAAGCGGGAAAGCCUCCCGGCACUGAUACGGCUGGUGCGACGUCGGCGACAGCGGAGACGCCUUCCACAAGGCAGGCCGCGCUGACAUUAGUUGUGCUGAAGGAGAGACAGGAUACAGAGAAAAUGGUGCUGCGGACUGUGGAGACCCUGGCGGAUGUGCUCACGGACGAGGACGAAGCGUCACUGCAGCCACUCGUUGGGGCAUGGCUUGGGCGAUGUUUCCUCUCGCUCCGCGCACACUGGCCUUCGUUGCUUUCGCGUGUGGCGGACAUCCUCUUGACUCGGCUGCGCGUUUUGUUGCCUUCGGCGACCGCUUCUGAGCGAACGGGCGCCUCCAAGCUUGCAGCCCCGGGGCAAGGCUUGAGGGAAGCGUGGGCGCUCCUUUGUCUUCCCUUCUCUUCACCGUUUCCGCGCGUCUCUUUCACUCAGCCUGAGCUGUCAUCAUCGCUGCCCCCAGAGACAGACUCCGCUUGUCCAUUCUCGCCGCUGUCCUCCGACUGUCUGUCUCUCCCCCGUGGCGUUUCUCGAAGUCCUCUGGUAAGGGUGGAUGUCUGUCUCACGCAAGGAGACGAAGCUGGCGAGAGCCUGAAGUGCCUGUUCCACCCUGCGCUGCAGGGACAGCAGCCUGGAAUCUCGCUCGCUGAGGCCACGAGGUUUCUGCGGGAGCGAACAGCAGCGAGAACGAGACACUUUACUCUCGCGGCGCCGCCCUCCUGCACAGGCGACGGCGGCGGUCUUGGGGCAGCUGAGGGUGGUGCGGGUCACGACGGGGCUGCAGGCGCCAUCCGCCGGGGCAAACAUUCUUCGGGGAUUUUCGAGAGUUCGUGCGACUUGCACUUUGAAUGGAUCCACGCAUAUCGAGCCGGUCUCGAGAGGUUCCUUCACCGGAUCCUUGAGGUCUACGGCUUGACGCCGCACGACUCUCCCUCGCCGGCGCCGGCUGCGCCUCCCGGACAACUCGAGCACACAACCUCGCCGCAGCUUCAAACAGUUCCAGGGCGCCAACUCGCGCCGGAAGACAGCGCAGUCUCAAACCGGAGUUCUGCCUCCUCGCCCGCUGCCGCGAACCGGUCUUCUGCAUUCCUGUUGACUUCAGCCGAGCCCUGCCUGGCGCCUUUGUUCGAUUUCCGCGCUCGAGCUUCCGGGGCGCUGUCGCGCCGCGCCCUCUACAAGACGGCAGUUUGCGCAGGCGUUACCGGUUUUCCCGCCGCCUCGUCGGUUUGUUUCAGUGCAUGCGCCGCAGCUGCCAUGACACCUGAGACAUUCAGCUGGCUGAACGCCUUAGCCUUGAGCCUUCGAGCGGAAAGUGUCUUCACCAGGGGCGUAGUUGAACGUGUAUCGCCCGCCGGAAGGCUAAAAAGGCUGAGUGCAGACACGGAUGCCGGGUCCCAGGCUGUGGCGGAGUCGGUGGCGAGAGGGAGACAGGCAGUGCGAGAAGCGGAGUCACAUUGGACACACGCUCUUGAAAGCUUGGGCGCAUGCAAAAGCCACGAAGACCAUUUCCUUGGGGAAGGCAGGACCGCCACAGGAGGGAAGCCACACCCUGUUCUACACGCGUUUAUCAAGGUACGGUUCCUGACGAGACAUCCAACUAAGGAUAAGGAAGGCGUUCUUCCGUCUGCUACCCCUCUAGCGUUGUCACAGGCGGCCUACAUAUUUCGGCACUACACAACGGAGCCGCUGCCCUUUUGCUCAACCUCGCGACGCCUGCUGGGAAUCCAGGCUUGCCUCUGUCGAACCUUCGUCCUCGUGACGACCUUCCUCAUGGCACGCCUGCUCAAGUCGCAGGUGCUGACUCUACUCUCGAGUCAGGGAUUCUCAGCGUGCGUGCGGUCGCGUACGGACACAGCUGGAGCCGCUGCCCGCCGGCCGGGCGCGUGCCUCGACGCCGCAGAGACUCAACGCAGAAAGUUCCCCAGACCUGCGAAUGGAGAGAUUCUCGGUAGUCGCCCCGCCCCCUGCGGUUCACACCGCGACGGCCCCAGCCCGCGGCAAUCGGAGCCUGCAAACGCGUCUCAGGAGAACGAGGGAUGUGAGACUUCUCAUUCAGGGGAUAUCGCAAGGCUGCCAGGCGGGAUGCCCGCGUCUGACGGGGGUCUGACAUUUCUUCGAGUUCCCUGCCUGGGGGUCGUGUUUGUCUCGAACGGGGGGGGAUGCGGGGUCGACGCGGGAGUCAUGGAAUCUGUGCUUCAGAUAGCCAACACAGCGCGGCAUCUAACCAGGCAGUUUCUGUCGUGCUCAGCGGAACUGCAGGGUCACGAGGAAGUUAUCGACCUCCUUCCGCUGUGGCUGGAAGCCAGCGGGGGUCCCUUCGGGCGCGGGCACGCGCCGGCAGGCUGCUGGGCAGCUGUCGAGGACAGUUGGAGAGAAGGGGCGAGCGACAGGAGAGGGAAAGAGGCGCGUGCGAGUCGGUUCCAGCGGGAGGAGAGGCGUUGCCAGCGUUCAGAGCUAGCUCGCUUCGCGCGAAUGAAGCAGCGAACACGUUUGGAACGGGCCUCCGCGAGAACCUCAGGGCCUCCAGCGACACCAGCCUCAUUUCUCGUCUCUCUCGACGCAUGCGCCACAUGCCUGUCCGCGUCGUCCACCUCGUCCACCUCGUCCGCCUCACCCGCUGUGCCAUCGCCUGCGCUCGCUUCGCCUGAACCAAACACGGAUUCCCGCAAGGCAGCGAGCGGAGGAAACUAUGCGGAAAUAGGAAGGCAUGCAAAGCACGAGGGUCGGCAUCUCAGCAGCCAGUCGGGGUCCGCAGGCGGAGGGUCAGACACUCCAGGAUCUGCAUUGAAAGUGACAGAGGCAGCGGCGACCGACCGCGUCCCGUCCCCGUGCGCAGCUUCGCCACCUCGUUCAGCUGCCGCUUAUCCUGCGCCGGCGUGCGCUUGUUUUGUGCGCCCAUUCUUUUUUCUGCAUCGUCUAUGGCCCCUCCUGCGAAUUUCUGCGCCUCCCUUUCUUCUUCGGCGGCAGUCCUUGACACGCCGAGCCGGCGCGCCCUGUGCGCAGUUGCGCGAAGAAGGCGUUUCAUCCAGAGCGGCUUCUUACGGCUCCGCAGCAACGGUUGCAGCGCCUGGAAGCACCUCUCAUGGAGGAUCGCAGAGAGCAUCAUCGCCAGGACUUCUCGAGGGAACGGUAUGGGAUGCAGAGGUCAACGAUGCAGCCUCUGUCAUGCGGACCGUAAACGCGCCUGACCUGAAUGAACAGGCGGAGGAUCUGUCUGGAUCGCAUCCGCUUGGCGCCUCAUUUUCUGAGAGCCGGUCGGCAGACGAUGCCGCGGCGCCGUGCCGCCCGGCAGCUGACUCGAAUCCACCACCUCAGGAAAAGCAGAAAAGUACCGCAGGGGCCCAGCAAGAGGGGGGGGAAAAUCGCCAAGGGGUUGCGAUGGAUGAGGGUGAAGAAGGGGAUAUCUUCGAAUCUGACAGACCUGAUACCACCCAACAGCGCUGGGCCACGGCGGAAAUCGCUGAAGCAGAGAGUGACGUUGAGAGAGCGACAUCUGAUUACCGACAUGCAAGCAGGGGCGACGGACUCUCAAUUGCCGCUUCACACGGAGUCAGCACGCCCCCAGGGCGGGCUGUAACGGAAGUGGUAGCUACGAGCAAGACAGAAGAAACAGCACGCGAAGGCCGCCGAGACCAAAACGGCAACGAAGCCACACUUCAAGCAAGCUCAUCGGACGCGGAAGGCGGCGCCCGAAGCCCAUCUUCUACGCACGACUAUUUUGUAUUUUCCAGCGGCACUGAGGCCGGAGAGGGCGAAGAGUCUCCUCUUCUUCGCAGAGCCCUCCCGCGGGCUCUGCUCGCGCAACUUGUUGCCUUGAUUGAGCAGUGCAUGAACACGCCGUUUCCCCUGCCGCCGCGUGUCUUCAAUCCGAAGUGUCUUCCGUGGGUCGCCGUGCGAGCGACACUCAGCGGGCAGGAGGAAGCUGCUCGCGGCCGUUGCGUGUUCCCCGUCAUCAGGUUCACGGGCGAGUUGCGAGAUGCGCAGGCGCAAGUGUUUGCGGCGUGGGCAUUUGUGCGGCUUCGUCUCUCCGUCGCAACGGGCCAUGGCUGCGUUCAGCAGUCUGCGCUGCAUAACACUCUGCCCGCGGCCGACAAAGGUCAAGGCGUGAUCUUCACAGAAGACAUCCCCGUAACUCAGCCGGUGCCGGGUUGCGUGGAUGCCUUCUCAGCCGCGGCGGCUGACGGCGGCAACCAGCAGACAGGGCCCUACGCAGGCGGCGUGCGGAGCUUCUCGCACACAUGUAUCCUCAACGCAGAUAUGGAGAUGUUGCCCUGCUUGCUGGUCGAAGCCGUGCCUCUGGAUGCUGAUCGCAGAGUUAUUGGAGACAGAAGCUCCACCUUCAUCAGUGUCACAGACUCUCAGAAAUCCAUGCCCCUGUAG